Molecule: messenger RNA, 1730 nt
Organism: Spodoptera frugiperda (fall armyworm)
Lineage: Eukaryota; Metazoa; Arthropoda; Insecta; Lepidoptera; Noctuidae
Exons: 2
Coding region: 95-1324 (409 amino acids)
Source: RefSeq, a predicted model, not a curated record
AGAACACACACGUUUAAGGCCUCCUACGCACUGGCGACCAUAGACGCGGCCAGGCCGCCGCGGCCAUGGUCGCCGUUGCGUAGGCAAGCGCGACAUGUGGACGGCCGAAAAAUUUGCAGUCGACUUCCAAGGGUGUGUCAAGAUGGACGUGCAGAAGAUAAUCACGCUAACUGUGCUUGUGUAUUUACUACGAAAACGAAAACGGAAGAUUUCACGUAAAAGACAGUUUUGGGUGCAUCCAUUACUUUGCGAGAGAAAGACUAAAGGAUUAUAUUAUACUUAUUUUUUGGAUUUAAAAAUGUAUGAGAAGAGAUUCUUUAAUUACAUGAGAAUGUCAACGAAUACUUUUAACCUGUUACUGGAUACAAUAAAACCAAAAAUUACUGGAACUGGUAACAACUAUCGGAAAUGCAUUCCAGCAGAAGAAAAAUUAGUAAUAACAAUAAGGUAUUUGGCUACUGGGUGUUCUUUAUCUCAUAUAAGUCAUGAAUACCGUAUAGGGCUUCCUACAGUAUCGGAAAUAGUAUUUGAUGUUUGUGAAGCAAUAUGGGAGAUAUUAAAACCAAUUGUGAUGCCACAAUUGACCAGAGAUAAGUGGAUUCAAACGGCUGAAGGUUUUCAAAAAUACGCCCAAUUUCCUAAUUGCAUUGGAGCCAUCGACGGCAAGCACAUUAGAGUUAUCAAACCACAACAUUCGGGAUCUCUUUAUUACAAUUACAAGAAUUAUUUUUCAAUCGUGUUACUUGCAAUAUGUGAUGUAAAUUAUAAAUUUCUUUACGUAGAUAUUGGAGCAUACGGCAAAUGCAGUGAUUCGUCAAUUUACAAAGACUCUGUAUUUUAUCAUAGGCUUUUAAAUAAUGAUCUCGAUAUUCCGAGCAAUAACCCCAUCAAAGAAAAUGGCCAAUCAAUGCCGUUCGUUUUAGUGGGUGAUGAGGCGUUUUCACUAUCGGAACAUAUGAUGCGACCGUAUGCUGGGAGAAACUUGAAUAAUGUAAAGACUAAUUUUAAUUAUCGACUAUCCCGUGCCCGCCGCUAUAUUGAAUGUACAUUUGGAAUAUUAGCCAAUAAAUGGCAGAUUCUUCACCGACCCCUAAACGUCAAGAAAGAAUUUGCAGUUGUGAUUAUAAAAGCUCUAUGUGUGCUUCAUAAUUUUGUGCGAGAAAGAGACGGAUAUGAUUUCAAGGACACGUUAACUGUACCAGAGACUUUAUUUGAAAUACCUGCAUGUUUACCUAAUAGAGCAAAUAGAACAUCAACCGAAUAUCGAGAUAUAUUCGCAAACUACUUCAGUACCGACGGUCGCUUGCCCUGGCACAAUUUGUAAAUAUAUGGGAGCGUACCUACGACGGCUGGUCAGUUUGUGCGUUGAGGCACUUGCUCGCCGCGAGCCGCCAUUGCGCGCCGUAAACAAAAUGGCGUCAAACGCACAUGCGGUAUGAGUAAUCUUUUCAAAAAGUUAUUCCAAUCAUUACGAAAACCUGGGAAAUUUUAGCAAAUAAUUGUCAAAACUCAUGUGCAAAGCGAAAAAUAGUAGAAAUAAAAUAGUUAUACUUUUGACAAUUACCUAUUUGCUAAAAUUUCUUAGAUUUUGAAUGAACGGAACAACUUUAAAAAAAAACACUCAUGUCACAUAUACGUGUCGAAUGCUACUACAGCACCUGCUGCGUUUAUUGUAGUUCAUCGCAUUAUUAAUUUACUUAGGCAUAAUAAAAUAAAAUACUAACCAAGUU